Molecule: messenger RNA, 4891 nt
Organism: Rhopilema esculentum
Lineage: Eukaryota; Metazoa; Cnidaria; Scyphozoa; Rhizostomeae; Rhizostomatidae
Product: AP-5 complex subunit zeta-1
Cellular component (GO): AP-5 adaptor complex
Source: RefSeq, a predicted model, not a curated record
GAGGCUGCCUGGUAAUUAGAAUAGCUUUACAAAAUGGCUGACAUGGAAGUGGUGAUCAACUUACUUGGGCUUGAGAAAUCAGCUGUUAAGAGCGAUAAAAAGGAACACCUUACGAACAGACAACUGAAAGAUCUAUUCGAGGAAUCAGUUAAGAUUUUAGUUCGUCUAAAAGAUAAGGAUUUGGAAAGAAGUGACCUAAAUGCCAUAAGAGCGUUUAUUUUUUUAUUAAGUGGAGAUUAUGAUGGAUCUCUUCGCGAUGAUUUAGCAUCCAUAGGCGAUGAUAUCCUCAAAACAUUAAUCUCGAAAAUGCUGUCACCAAGCGAAGAUAAAGAUACAAAAAGGAAACUGAGCAUAACUAUACAGGCGAAAUUGUUAAUGAAAGUAUUUUUGAAAGAAUUGUCACCUCAUGUGGCAAAAUCCGGUUCAAUGUUGAUUCUGGAUCAUAUUCAAGUUAAUUUGGGCAACAGGUACAAUACGCUAGUACUUUUAAACACGUUAUUUCAUCAUUGCACAGACAAAGAGCAAUUUGCAAGUGCGUGUCAUUUUGUGAUCAAACUCGCAAAGAACCAAACAGUGAGCAGUAAAAUUCACAGAGUUUGCAUUGGGCUCAUGUGUUCCCUCGAAAACCCUUCCUUGCUUGCAGAAGUUACAGAAACAAACCUGGAAUGUUUUGAAGCUGCCUCAAGAAAACUUUGCAAUUGGCUGAUUUUCACGUCAUCAAAUCAAGCUUUGUCCCCUGCUCAACAAAAUGAAAAAGCUUCUCCAACAAGGAAGAAGAUUGCAGUUCAAGAAAUUGAUGGGACUCCUUGUAGAGACUUUUUCACUGUGUUGAAUUUAGCCUCUGUCUUGAAUACAAACCAAAUGCACAAUAUAUAUGCAUUUUCAAUGCUACAGAAUUGGUUGCUUGUGCUACAGAACCAUGAUGUUGAAAUAUGGAAUAAUGUAUUAAAGACCAUACCUAGGACUUCUAGACCAUCUUCUGCUGCGCCCCAUCAUGUAGGGCAGAGCUCGUUCUACGUUGCCUCAUCUGCAAGUAGUGAUUCUUCUGGCCCGGUUUCACUCUCAUCGUCCUUAUCGUCGCUUAACAGUUUCUUGUAUGUUGAAAACGAAGGAGAUAAAUCCAAAGACUCUCUUGACUUGAUACAGCAUAGCCCAAAGUUUGCCACGCCCCCGAGCUUUUAUGAAAACAGGUCUUUGCACAGCCUUUCCUCGAAUAAAAGGCCGAUGUCAGUUUCGACUCCCAAAAGAUCGGAUUCGAUGAAUAGAGAUGCGUCAUUUGCCAGUCGCAAGAUGUCAUCAGCUUCGAUAGUGUCCAUGUCAACUGGAGGAGUUACUCUAAAGAAUGCAAGUGUUCGCUAUUGCCUUAGACUUCUUGGACAAGCUGAGAAAAUGCCACGUAAGUCUGAAGACAGAACAAUUCUCACUGCUGCUGUUAUUGAGGCGGUCAGAAUUCUGACGUUGCUGUGUCAGCAAGAUGACACACUUGUCAAGAAGGUUUUCCCCGAAAUUGAGCGUGUUCAUGGAAGGAUCAUUGGAGAAUCAACGUAUGCCAGAAGGCUCUACCCUGCGGACAUACAGUAUUUUGUGGAGCAUUAUAACAGUAUGAUUUACAAUGCUGAAGAGCUGGUACAGUCGUACCUCAAGACAGUCCCUUCCCAAAUGUACACAAGCUCUUCUGCUUGUUUUGAGAUAUUUGAUUUUUGUUUGAGAAACUUUGCUUUCUUUGAGCAAUUUCCAUUUUUGAGCAGGUUUUUUCCUAACUUGUUCAAAAUGGUCGCUUGGAAUCCAAGAAGCUUCUUGUACGAGAUUCUAGAGUUGCUUCCAAUUUUGGUAAACGACUCAACUGCCUGUGAACUCUUUCACAGUAUCCUCGACAUACCGUGUACCUCUGCUAUGCUUGAGCUGACGCAAUUAAACACACUGGAUAAGUAUCUUGAAGAGAAUUUCGAGGCAAAUUUUGGAGAAUCAGGCACGUUUCUGAGCAAGUCGUCCCAUGCAAUAUCAGAAUUCUUUUUGAGAUGCGAAUCUGGCGGGCCAGAAACCAUCGACAAACUCGACAAAGUUUACGUUGCCAUAAGACCUUUGUCGAAAAGGACCAGGGUUCAAGUUUGCUGUCAGAUAGUACCUAUGUUGUUACGAAAGUUCUUUCAGUGUGUUAGUGUGCAAGUAAAUGAAAAUAUGAUCAAAGAGCUGUUUCCUUCAAUGCUAGAGCGAAUUUUUAUAUUGUUUCCGGACCCGGCUUUCCAAAAUGCUGUAAGGACUCUUAUGUCGGAACAAUUCAUCAAAUUGUGUAUCAAGUCUCCGACGCUCAUUUCUUCCCAUCAAGACGAGGUUCUGUAUUUUUUCAAGCAAAUCCGAUGUUCACUACCAGGCCUCGAUUCAGUGGCUUCAAGUCUCGUAUACUGCAUCGGAGAAUUUUCUGUCCGCCCUGGAGUUUGUAGCAUGGAGCAAAUAGCAAAAUAUUACGAGAUAAUCGAAACGCUGAUUUACGAAGCCAAGUCUUCCUUGUUUUGUAACGACGAUCUUCCUGUCUGCGCUAGACUUGUAUCAUCAUUGAUUUCAACGGCUGGAAAACUAGCAGCCUUCUCGCAAGACUUUGUUCCUAAAACCGUGCUAUGUUUGACGAAGUUGGCCAACACUGAAUGGGGGAUGGGCUGUUGUAGAAUAAAUCAACGUGAAUUCGAGGUGGUAAUGUCACGUGCAGUUGAUGUCAUAAAUGUCCUGCGUUUGCCGAAUGUCUCCCCUGCAAUUCUAUGUUGCGGAGCCAACACUGAACCAUGGCAUUUAGAUGCUGAUAGUUCUCAAAAAUUGAAAGUUCAUGCCAUGGCUAGGAGGAAAGCCAAACACAAAUAAGGUAUGUCGUCUAUGGAAAGCUUUCUCAUGAUAUCUAGAAAUACAUUUAGGUCUGAUUAUCCCCCAGUUGCUAUUUUCCAGGGAUGUUCCUCACGCAUCUGUGUUGCAAAUCUUUCUUUGAGGUUGUUUUUGUGUAAGUUGAGAGUGCAUAGCUUUUUAUAUGGUGCUAAGUCAAUGCUCUUCGAGUCCCAAACAGCACGAGAGCACUUUGGUAGUCCCCUAUCGCCAUAAGCGAUCAGAACAGACCUUUUGUGGUCCAUGGCUCGCCUCUAGUUUUUGACUCUGUGACGAGCUCAUGGUAUCAUAGAUUACUGAGAUGAUUGCCUUGGGUUUAUUGUAAGUCUUGACAUUGAUGCUAUAGGUAAAUUGGAUUCAGUUGUGGGUUUUAAAUGUCUAUUUUCACCGAAACCUAUUGCCCAUUGUGCGUUUCACUUUCGCAGGUUUUUAUCGAUCUUUGAAGAUUUGUUUUUAAGUCCUGCUUCAUGAUUAAACUUGCAUUUGUAUUCCUUGUUUUUUAAUGCCAAGUCUAUUUCUUGCACCUGCGAGAGUCGUUACGAAUCUCUCUAGAAUGAAAAAUGUUUUUUAUGAAGAUUUAUAGAUGAUUAUCGCUGUAUCCAUUUUUUAUGCUAGUCUUUGUAUAAUUUUAGUAUAUUUCGAAGAAGUUAAUGAUAGUGACAAGAACCAAAAUGUCACUAUUCGAUGCUUUAUAAAUCAAUUCGUUGAUCAAUUACUUGUUGAAAAUGAAAGCAACAUUUCUAUAAAGCAAUGUUAAUACUGACAGUGCUUUAAAAAUCCUUAUUAACAAUUUAGAGUAAUUUAUUCGUUAUAUGGAUAAAACGCAUUUGCACUUCUAUAUAUAACCGCCGCCCAAUGAUGUCAUUUUGGUAUCACAAAAUCUAUAAUUGUGGAUACUCAAACGCCAUGCGACUGCCGAUCCAACGCAAGGUCAGCAGGAUUUCUCGAAAGACAGCGGGCUGUUUGGGGGACGUUGACUGGGUUUUUCUUCGCUAUCAACGAUCUUGAUCGAUGGAGUUUAUGAUUCAUUUGUACUUUAGGGUGAAACCAUUCUUCUCCCUUUUUAUAUUUAACAUCAGAUUUUGUUACUGAUCAUGCAAUUUCUUUAAGAAAUUUAUGAUAUGAGCUUGCCAACUCAGGCUGACCAGCUUGGCAGGGCCGAAAACCAUUCCCUAUCAUAUUCAAUUUUCAGCUCGCUUUCUUGCUUAAUUGACAUAACAUUUAUUUAUAUUUUUAGAAGAAUAGCUAGGUGGAAAUGUGAGUUACUUUGGAGCACAUCCGGUUGAACCGGACCUUUGAACAUUUCCGCCCUAUUUGCCAUGACCCCGCUAAUAUUAAACAGGAUUCCGGAAAACUGGGCUUGCUCGUUUUUCAUGUAAACUGGACUUGCGUGUUUUUCGUAUAAACCGGACUUUCUCGUUUUUCGUAUUACCGCAUGCUAUGUUUUAUAACAAUUUAUCAUGCAAAUUUAACUUUCCGUUGGGCAGGCUAGCCCAGUAUUCCAGGGUGAAAGUCCUCAUAUUAUAGAUCCCUACGGGGAUUUUAUUUUUAAACAUUUUUAGUUGCGGCGAAUAUAGCAGUGCAAAAUGCAAUCAUGCCGAUGGGGCUUUAAACUUUGAAAUUUUUCUCUAUUCAGAUGUUUCUUGUGAAUUUAUUUUACCGAUUUUUCAAUAGAUUUAUAUAUAUUUCUAUAUAUUAGCUGUUUCUAGGGAUUCUAGAUAGAUAAUUAAUAUAAUUGGGAUUAUAAGAGUUACUUGUAAAGUUUUGGUAUUAAUUGUUUAGAGUUUAUUCCUUCUUUCAGUAACAAUGAAUUUGGAAACUGCUUUUACUGUGAAACCGCCAUUUCUGUGUUUGUGUCUCCUAUUUAAUCAAAGUAUUUUUGCUAUAUGCUUAGCAUAUCCAUUAAACUCCCGAUAACUCGAUCAUUCGCUGAGUCGAGCUGAAAUUGCAUUCCUCUUGCCAAAUACUUUCAUAAAACCCCCCACCCCCUCCCCCGGUCACUCAAACAUUCGCAAUCUCCAAC